Messenger RNA from Microtus oregoni (creeping vole), 1125 nucleotides. Its product is annotated as E3 ubiquitin-protein ligase RNF168-like. The record is from RefSeq and is a predicted model, not a curated record. Gene Ontology annotation, biological process: double-strand break repair. Gene Ontology annotation, cellular component: nucleus; site of double-strand break. Gene Ontology annotation, molecular function: ubiquitin-protein transferase activity; nucleosome binding. The transcript has 2 exons. The coding region runs from base 1 to 1125 and encodes 374 amino acids. Lineage: Eukaryota; Metazoa; Chordata; Mammalia; Rodentia; Cricetidae.
AUGUGUAAGUCGUGCUUUAAGGCACUUCUCCAAAAACUAUUUUCAUCCUGCCCCUUCUGCCGCACCCCGGUCUCUUCGUGGGCUUUGGACCAUACUCAUAUAAAUAGUCUUAUCAAUGAGGAACUGUGGCAGAGAAUUCAAGCACAGUAUCCAGAGGAAUGCAAACAGAGGGACCCUGAGGAGGAACAGCCGUCGUGGUGGGUCUUAAGUGAUGCUCUGCCAGCUCAGGUGCUAAGUAAACCCGGGGAAUUGAGGAAAGAAUAUGAAGAGGAGAUGAUGAAGAUGGAGGCUGAGCGCCAGGACACCAUGGAAAGACAAACCAGAGCUUCUGAGGAAUACAUAAGGCAGUUAUUGGCAGAGGACAUGGAGAAGGAAAGGUUAUGGGCAGAAAUGCUCAGAAUGAGAGAACAAAGGCAAAGGGAGGAGGAGGCUAAAAAGUUCAGCAUGGGUGAUUCAGCAACAUCCCCAAGAAAGAAAAAAUGCAAACUAAAACAUUGCGACACGGUUCCAAAGCCUUCCCUUCUUCAGUCUCAGCUUGAGUCAGCCUCACAGUAUGACGCUGUGCAAGAUGGCAAGGAAAUACCUGUGAAAACUGACAGUGAUGGGAAGAGCCUGGGCACUUCGGAAGAUGACGGAGAAAAACCAAGCUGUUCUAAGCACCUCUUUGAUGUCCCACUUAAGAACAUUAAACUAGAAGAAGCUACUGCUCACUCUUCUGCCGAAACAGAGAAUGGAAGCAGUCUAUCAGGCAAGAGCGAGGAAAUUGAAAACAGCACAACUGAGGCAAAAGAUAAAACGUCUCCCCCUUUGAGCAGUAAACAUACUAAUGAAAGAAAGCAUCAGGAAUCUUCAUCUGAAGCAGCUGGUGAGCCUGGCACUUAUCUUGAAAUGUCCCCCAAAUCUUCCUUAGAUGAUGAGGAAACACCCAAUUUUGUCACCAAAAGGCUGAUAGAGUUGGAGCAUAUGUAUUUUGAGAAGCAUCAACAAGAAGACCAAGAUAGAAAAUUGGCAUUGGAGCUUCAAAAAGCAUUUGAUGAAGAAUGGAGAGAAAUGCAGGGUGACUACAAUGCCUUCCCUCCAGAUACUUCAGCAAAAGGAGAGGUUUCCAAAGAUAAGGAUAUCUGA